CUGCUUGUCGAAUACAAUCUUUUCCUAGAUGCCUACAUUCUGCAAUACUUGGAACAUCAAGUGACAAUGGGAGAAGACACAUUCCCAUCUCAAGCAUUGGAGGGAGAGGAAGUUUCUAUGAAUGAGUACACCAACCAGGCCUUUGAGGCUGAUGAAAUCCCCAAAGAGGAUGAAAAUAAGGACACCCCACCUGAGGAACCUACCCCCAAACGGGGACUGUUUAGGAAGAAAAAGAAACAGGAGGAACCUGCUAAAGCAGUUGGAUUUUUCCAGCUGUUCCGGUAUGCCACAUGCCUGGAGGUCUUCAUGAUGGUCGUGGGACUGCUCUGUGCUGCUGCACACGGUGUUGCUUUGCCACUGAUGUGUGUGGUUUUUGGGCAGAUGACAGACAGCUUUGUCGCAAGUGGACAGCAGUUAAAUAUUACAGGUAAUCUCACCUCAGCAAACUCUGCAGAAUGUGUUCCUAUUCCUGGAGUAGAUAUCCAAGCUAUGAUGACCCAGCAUGCCUAUUACUUUGUGGGAAUUGGAGCAGCAGUACUAGUUCUCGCAACCUUCCAGGUCAUGAUGUUUUUCUUGACAGCCACCAAACAGACCAAAAGAAUUCGUGAAAAAUACUUCCAUGCAAUUCUCCACCAGCAAAUGGAAUGGUUUGACACACAUCAGAUUGGAGUGCUGAUAACUAGGCUGACAGAUGACAUCAAUACAAUUAAUGAUGGACUCGGGGACAAGAUCUGCAUUUUUACCCAGUUCUUCUGCACCUUUAUUACGGGAUUCGUCAUUGGCUUUGUCAAAGGCUGGAAACUGACGCUUGUUAUCCUUUCAGUCAGCCCUCUCCUUGCAGGGUCUGCUGCAGUUUGGUCUAAGGUUCUUGCUGCACUAACCAGUAAGGAGCUUACAGCAUAUGCCAAAGCAGGAGCAGUAGCUGAGGAAAUCCUUGUGGCCAUCAGGACAGUUGUGGCUUUCAAUGGACAGAAAAAAGCUGUAGAGAAAUACAAGAUUAAUUUGGAAGAAGCUAAACGGUUUGGUGUGAAAAAAUCCGUCACAACCAACGUGUCAAUGGGUUUUACUCAGUUUGUCAUAUUCGGAACAUAUGCUCUGGCAUUUUGGUACGGAACAAAGCUUUCUGUAGAUGAACCAGAAAACUACUCCAUCGGACGGGUAAUCACGGUAUUCUUCUGUGUGAUGAUUGGUGCAUUCUCCUUGGGUCAAGGAGCUCCAAACUUGGAGAGUGUAGCCAAGGCUCGGGGGGCAGCUUAUGAAAUCUUCAACACCAUUGACAUGCCUCGUCCAAUUGACAGUAGUUCAACGGAAGGCUACAAGCCUGAUUCUGUGAAAGGAGAUAUUGAAUUCAAGAAUGUGCAUUUCAGUUACCCUUCCAGAAAGGAAAUAAAAAUCCUCAAGGGUGUAAAUCUGAUGAUCCCUAACGGAAAGACCAUUGCUUUGGUUGGAGCCAGUGGUUGUGGAAAAAGCACAACCAUUCAACUUCUGCAGCGCUUCUAUGACCCAGAUGCAGGAGAGAUCACCUUGGAUGGCCAUGACAUCCGCACGCUCAACGUGAAGUGGUUGAGAGAGCACAUCGGCAUUGUCAGCCAAGAGCCCAUACUGUUCGGCACAACAAUUGCGGAAAACAUCCGCUACGGCAGGGAGGAUGCCACCGAUGAGGACAUUGAGCGUGCUGUGAGGGAGGCCAAUGCCUACGAGUUCAUAUCCAGACUCCCUGAUAAGCUGAACACGAUGGUGGGGGAGCGCGGAGCCCAGCUUAGUGGAGGGCAGAAACAGCGGAUUGCUAUCGCCAGGGCUCUGGUGAAGAAUCCCAAAAUCCUCCUGCUGGAUGAGGCCACCUCUGCUCUGGACACUCAGAGUGAGUCCAUUGUGCAGGCUGCCCUGGACAAGGCACGCGCUGGCCGGACUACAAUUGUGAUAGCUCACCGUCUGUCAACGAUCAGGACAGCUGAUGUGAUUGCUGGCUUCAGUAAUGGAGUUGUGACUGAACAAGGAACCCACAGUGAACUCAUGGCCUUGAAGGGGAUCUACUACUCACUAGUCAUGCAGCAAACAUCAGGUAAACUGGAAGAUAUUCAAGAACUGAGUGACGGCAGCUCCAGUGAGGCCUCGGAAGGCUCCGAGGAAAGUGAGUCUGAGGUGGAGCAGAACCAGAACACAGAAGGACUCAGUGGGUUCCAGAGGAGCUCUUUCAGGCGUAGCCGCAGCAUCCGCCGAAGGUCCUCCAGAAGGAAGAAGAAAGUCAAGAAGUCUGCAGAUAUGAAUGAAGAACAAUUGCCAGAUGUGUCCUUCUCAAAAAUCCUGGCUUUGAACAAACCAGAAUGGCCGUAUUUGGUGGUUGGAACGAUCGCUAGUAUCAUUGGUGGAGCAGUCUACCCCUGCGUUGCCAUCAUCUUUGCAAAAAUCAUUGGUGUCUUUGCUGAAGUGGAUCCGGAGGUGAAGAGGCAGAAAACCUUGAUGUUUUCAUUGCUUUUCCUUCUCAUCGGAGUAGUCGCAUUUGUGACCUACUUUCUGCAGGGUUAUAUGUUUGGUAAAUCUGGAGAGAUUCUUACAAUGAGAUUGCGAUCCCAGUCUUUCCAAGCCAUACUGAGGCAGGACAUUGGCUGGUUUGAUGACAGCAACAAUGCUGUAGGAGUUUUAACAACAAAACUGGCCACGGAUGCAUCACUGGUCAAAGGGGCUACGGGAUCCAGACUUGGCCUGAGCGCAAACUCAAUAUGUGCACUCCUUAUUGCCAUUAUUGUGGCCUUCUGCUUCUGCUGGCAGCUCACACUCCUCAUCCUUGCUUGCGUACCUUUUCUUACUAUGGCCAACUAUAUCAAGGUGAAGUCCACUGCUGGGCACGCGUCACAGGACCAGAAUGCUCUGGAACUUUCUGGAAAGAUAUCCACGGAGACGGUUGAAAACUUCCGAACAGUCGUGGCCUUAACAAGAGAAGAUAUAUUUUUCCACAAGUUUACAGAUAGCUUGAGCGAACCAUAUAGGUCUGCCCUAUGUAAGGCACCCAUCUAUGGACUGACUUAUUCCUUUUCUCAAGCCAUCCCAUACUUUGUCAACGCUGCCAUUUUCCGAUUUGGCGCUUGGCUCAUAGCAUACUGUUACACCCAGUUUGAAAAUGUUUUCCUAGUGUUCUCCGUGAUUAUCUUUGCUGCUAUGAGCAUUGGACAGUCCUCAUCCUUUGCCCCAGAUUUUGCCAAAGCAAAAACAUCUGCUCAGAGAAUACUAGCCCUCCUAGAGAAGAAACCAGAGAUCGACAUCUGCAGCGAGAAAGGAGAGAAGCCAUCAAACUGUUCAGGAAACAUUGAGUUCCGCGACGUCCACUUUGCAUACCCGACCAGGAAGAACGUAAGCGUCCUGCAGGGUCUGAAUGUAUCUGUGAGCCCGGGCCAGACACUGGCGCUGGUUGGGGGCAGCGGUUGCGGGAAGAGCACAACCAUCCAGCUGUUGGAGCGUUUCUACGAUGCAGCUACUGGACAUGUGUACGUGGACGGACAUGAAGCGGAGGGCCUGAAUUUAGCCUGGCUCCGCUCCCAACUUGGCCUAGUGUCCCAGGAACCCAUUCUUUUCGACUGCUCCAUUGCUGAGAACAUCCAGUAUGGCGAUACCAGCCGUGAGAUCUCCCAGCACGAGAUUGAGGAAGCUGCUAAGAAUGCCAAUAUCCAUAACUUUAUCUUGGGUCUCCCAGAGAAAUACAACACCAGAGUAGGGGACAAGGGCACCCAGCUGUCUGGAGGGCAGAAGCAGAGGAUUGCCAUCGCACGGGCGCUGGUGCGCAAGCCCAGAGUGCUGCUGCUGGACGAGGCCACCUCUGCACUGGACACAGAGAGCGAGAAGAUUGUGCAGCAAGCCCUCGAUGAGGCACGAGUCGGCCGCACCAGCAUUGUCAUCGCCCACCGGCUGUCCACAAUCCGGAAUGCCGACAUUAUAGCAGUCAUCCAGCAUGGGAAGGUGAUUGAGCAAGGCACCCACAACGAACUGAUGGCUAAGCAGGGUGCCUAUUAUGCCCUGGUCAAUGCACAGGUGUCUCACUAAAGGAAAGUCUCAAUCCUAUUGAGGUGUUCCAGGAGAAACUACAAUAUUACACCUAUAUUUGCCUUGUGUUACUAUGCAGUUCCUACUGAUGUAAGCUGUUACAAUAAAUAGUGCACUUUGUUUAGUAAUGCUACCUCCUGCUUCGAACUUUUUACUGUGGGUUACAUAGAACCCUGAUAUUUAGUGCUUAAUGCAUCUUCUAGCAGUAACCUGUUUAAAUCUGGUUUGGGAUUAGUAACGUGAGCAAGGACUACAGUGACCUGAAUGCACUCAGCCACAGGACUGUUUCAUAGUACUGGGUACAGCUCCACAGUUUAAGUACAGGUUUUUUUUAAUAGCUUUUAUAAACUUUUAUUUUUCCCUCCAUUGUGCAUAACAUUUACAGCAAAAGGUCUAAACUUUGUAUGCAUUUUAUUUGUCUAUAAUUUUUAUUUCUUGAUUUUUAGCAAUGCCAUUGUCCUGUGGAUAAGUAACCCAUGUAUUUACACUCAACCAUUGCAUGUAAUAUGAGCCUUUCGAGCAAGAGAGCAAUGGGGCUCAACACCAGCCCCUCUUUCUCCCCCCCAUAACAAAAAGAGCAAUCCAUGACGGUCAACAUUGUAGAUGUUACUUGCGGUACACUUAUACAUUGGAAUUUUGAUGUAAGUUAUAGAUUACAACUGUACACUUGUCACAUGUACACACCUGUACCUGCUGUAUUUUCACCCUUUUACUGUAUAAGUAAAUUCUUUAACUUGUGAACCUUAACUUUAUGACUAAAACUAAAUGUUACAGUAUGUUUAAACCUUAUAGGACUCGAAGUAUUGCAGUAUUUAGAUAUUUGUCUUGUUUUUAAUAAAUCUGGAAUGAUCCAGAUUCACUCUUCUUGAGCAGGUAUAAAGAUCCUGGAUUUUCCUGAGCUGCAAAUAAUACUUUCAGGUUUCUUUUAUCUGUAACGUUUCAAGAUGCUGCCGACUGCUUAAUAAUUUUUUUUUUUUUUUUAUAUUUUAUAUGCAUAUGAUCUUUCUCCAUGUUUCUUAUUCCUGCAAAACCAUUUUUGUGUAUGCUGGUAUUUGUGCCAAUAAGCUAAACUAUAAUGUUUCCUAGUUUUCUGUAAAGUGAAUGUUGCCUUGUACAAUUAGAAUUCACAGUAUGAGAAUGUUAUCC
This is a messenger RNA of Scleropages formosus (Asian bonytongue), 5181 nucleotides long. It is a transcript of the gene abcb5, whose product is annotated as ATP-binding cassette, sub-family B (MDR/TAP), member 5. Gene Ontology annotation, cellular component: mitochondrial inner membrane. Gene Ontology annotation, molecular function: ABC-type oligopeptide transporter activity; ATP binding; ATP hydrolysis activity. Gene Ontology annotation, biological process: oligopeptide export from mitochondrion. The coding region runs from base 67 to 4035 and encodes 1322 amino acids. The transcript is spliced from 29 exons. The record is from RefSeq and is a predicted model, not a curated record. NCBI's taxonomy places the organism in Eukaryota, Metazoa, Chordata, Actinopteri, Osteoglossiformes, Osteoglossidae.